AUGUCCAACGACGGCGCCAAUGGAGCCGCCGACGAGCUCCCCUCGCCCCCGCCGGAGCUCGUCCACCUCCUCGUCGACACCCACGCACACCCCGCCGAUGAUCCCUGCACCUACGACUCGUCCCUCUCCGCCCCUGCAGCCGCCGACGCGCUCAAACAGAGGCUGCAAAGCUGCCCAAUGGCGACGGUCGUGGCCAUGUCGACGUCCUACCGCGACCAACCCAUCGUGCAGCAACUCGCCUCGUCGUCCCUGUCAUCGUCGUCGUCGUCGCAAUCUCCAAGUCAAGAUAAGCUGCUACCCUGCUUCGGUCUCCACCCCUGGUUCGCCCACACCGUCUCGCUCGCCGAAUCGCCGCCCAAAGACAAGCGGCAACACUACCUCGACCUCUUUGCCGGUCAGAAGAGCGCAGAGGACGAAGUCGACGAGAUCCUCGCCGACCUCCCGGACCCCACCACCCUCUCCGACCUGCUCCGCCGCGUACGCCAGGGGCUCGAAUCGCACCCCACAGCCAUCCUCGGCGAGGUCGGCAUCGAUCGCGCGUUCCGCAUCCCCAGGAAACGAUGGUCCUACGAUCCAUUCAGCGGCAACGCGACCAAGAACAACACCCACACCUGCUGCUCGAAACACGCCGACGGCCCCAACGGCUCGCUCGGCGACGACGACGACGAUGCCACAGCUACGGCGCGCACCACCAAGCCGAAGCUAACCCGCCUCAAGACGCCGCUGCCCCACCAGCUUGCGAUCGUGCGCGCCCAGAUCUCGCUCGCAGUCGAGCUGGGCCGCAACGUCUCCUUCCACUCGGUCCAGGCCAGCGGCGCCACGCUCGACUUGAUGCGCGAGCUCCACCUCCUCCACCCGGGCGGCUUCUCGCUCGGGAUGCGCGACAUCAACGUGAGCUUCCACAGCUGCACCAUGGAUGUCAACAUCGUCAAGACGCUCCAGAAGACCUACCCGAACGCCUACAUCGGCUUCUCGAGCACCAUCAACUCGAUCAAGGACAACCACCGCGACGUCAUCCAGACGGCCGACGCCAAGCGCAUCCUGGUCGAGUCCGACUUCCACCGCGUCGACGGCAUGGCCAAGAGGGUGUGGGAGGCCACCAGGAUCGUCGGCGAGGUCUGGGCCGGCUGGAGCGACGCGGAGCUGGAGCAGAAGAGGAGCGACCACGCCGCGGCAAAGCAGAGCGGCCAAGACGGAGAGACGGAGCUCGACGUGGCGUGGAGAAAGGCUGCCCAGCAGCUGGCGAGGAACUGGAGGCGUUUCUGCAGGAACGGCGCCGUCACCCGGGACGAUGACGACGAAGACAACGACGACGAUGAGGACGACGGCGAUGAUAGCGACGAGGAUUAG
Messenger RNA from Pseudozyma flocculosa PF-1, 1350 nucleotides. RefSeq lists its product as uncharacterized. The record is from RefSeq and is a predicted model, not a curated record. Gene Ontology annotation, molecular function: hydrolase activity, acting on ester bonds. NCBI's taxonomy places the organism in Eukaryota, Fungi, Basidiomycota, Ustilaginomycetes, Ustilaginales, Ustilaginaceae. The coding region runs from base 1 to 1350 and encodes 449 amino acids. The transcript has a single exon.